Molecule: messenger RNA, 4006 nt
Organism: Arabidopsis lyrata subsp. lyrata
Lineage: Eukaryota; Viridiplantae; Streptophyta; Magnoliopsida; Brassicales; Brassicaceae
Product: histone-lysine N-methyltransferase ATX3
Exons: 23
Coding region: 747-3704 (985 amino acids)
Biological process (GO): regulation of transcription by RNA polymerase II
Molecular function (GO): protein binding
Source: RefSeq, a predicted model, not a curated record
AAUUUAGGCCCAAUAUGUAGCCCAACAAGCUUUGAUUUUUCUCAUAAUUUGUGAGAGAAAAGAAAAGAAAAGAGAGAGUUAUAUAACUGAUGCGCCACGUCGGAUUUGAGCAAAAGCCAGUUUUCGACUUGGCGCUCUUGUACGCCUGAAAAUUCGCAGUCUUCCCUCGUCCCCAAUCCCUGGAGCCAAACACUGUUCCAUUCAACCGCCACGUCAUCAUAUCUUGAAUUUUAAUUUUCGUUUUUAUUAUUGUUCAAGCGAAUUAAUUUCAGAAUUAACCAUAAAAUAAUCGGGAAAAAUAUAUAAACCGACGACGGUCUGUGUCUCCUUCACCAGAACACAAGAUCCUUCUCCUCCUCUUUUGUUUUCCUUGGCCGUCGAUUUUAAGGUUUUAUCUUCUCCGUUGUGAAACCACUGAUAAGGGAAUUUACGAGGAGGAUUUGUUUUGUUUCUCCGGCGUUUUAGAGUUUCACGAUUUCUCCGUCGUUUGAUUUCUUAAUUCUAUCCUCUGAGGGAAACGAGAAUUUGGUUUUCGCUUUCGAAUUUAGGGUUAAAGAAGCGGUUUCGCAUUGGGUUCGUUGAGUCUUGAACCAAUUUGCGAGAGGAAUUGAAGCGUUUCGAGUUUUUUCUUUUUGUUUCCCGGAGGUCCGAAGUGCGAAUCUGUUUUGUUUGAUGAAAUUAGGGUUUUGGAAUCGGAAUUUGGAUGGUCGUUUAUGUUGAUUAGUCGACGAUUGCUGAGUUAGGACAUGAUUUUGAAACGUACCUUGACAUUCGAGAAUCAGAAUCUGAAGCGGUGCAAAAUUGAUUCAGAAAUUGAGUAUGGGAGCAAAAAGGGUGAGAUUAUGGUGUAUAAGAAGAGACAAAGAGCAACCGUGGAUCAACCAUGUAGUAGAGAACCCGAACUUCUUACAAGUAGCUCAAGCUCCUUGACCAGCAAAGAUUCCCAACCGUGCUCCGACCAGUCCAAGUCUUCGCGUGGCAGAGUUCGAGCGGUUCCUUCAAGGUUCAAGGACUCCAUUGUUGGUUCAUGGAAAUCUGGCCGUCGCAAGGAAGAGUCGACGGAGUCUAGUCAUGAUGACGACGUAACUCUGGGGAAGAAGGUCAAAGGUUUCAGUGGAAGCUCGAAAUUGAAUCGCAGCAAAGACUCGAAGCUGUUUCCACGUAAGGAUAACGGAGACAGCAGCGAAGUAGAUUGCGAUUACUGGGAUGUUAAAAUUUCCAUUUUGUCUUCCUCCGACGAUGCUAACUUUGGUAUACCGAAAAAGCCCCACGCAACGCGUAAGGGCGUCUACAAACCAGAGGAAUUUACAGUCGGCGAUCUUGUCUGGGCCAAGUGUGGGAAAAGAUUCCCUGCAUGGCCGGCUGUGGUGAUCGAUCCGAUAUCGCAAGCGCCUGAUGGAGUCUUGAAACAUUGCGUCCCAGGCGCAAUAUGUGUCAUGUUUUUUGGGUACUCCAAGGAUGGAACUCAGAGGGACUAUGCAUGGGUCAGACAAGGAAUGAUGUAUCCAUUUACGGAAUUUAUGGAUAAAUUUCAGGAUCAGACAAACUUGUACAAUUACAAGCCAAGUGAAUUUAAGAAGGCACUAGAGGAAGCAGUUUUAGCAGAAAAUGGGGUCGAGGGUGAUUUUGGAGAUGUUGAAAUUAGCUGCCCAGAUUCCUCUGCGACGGAAUCCGACCAGGAGUAUGGACCUGCUUCUAGAAUUCAGGGUUUAUGUCAUGAGGACGUAAGGACCUGCGACGGUUGUGGCUCAGUAAUGCCAUUAAAAUCUCUAAAAAGGACUAAAGGCUCACAACCGGAAGAGCUUUUAUGCAAACACUGUUCAAAGUUGCGGAAAUUCAAUCAGUAUUGUGGCAUCUGCAAGAGAAUAUGGCACCCUUCAGAUGAUGGAGAUUGGGUAUGUUGUGAUGGGUGUAACGUAUGGGUACAUGCUGGAUGCGACAACAUUACGAAUGAGCGCUUUAAGGAACUGGAGCACAACAAUUACUAUUGCCCUGAUUGUAAAGUCCAACAUGAGCUUUCACCAACAAUAUUAGAAGAACAGAAAUCAGUGUUCAAGUCUACAGAAAAGACGACAGAGACUGAGCUGCCUGAUGCGGUUACUGUAGUCUGUAAUGGCAUGGAAGGGACAUAUAUCAGAAAAUUUCAUGCAAUUGAGUGCAAGUGUGGUUCAUGUGGGUCAAGGAAGCAGUCACCAAGUGAAUGGGAACGCCAUACAGGCUGCAGAGCCAAAAAGUGGAAGUAUAGUGUAAGAGUGAAAGACACAAUGCUACCUCUAGAAAAAUGGAUUGCAGAAUUUAGUACCUAUACUCUAGAAACCCAGAUGUUGGAUAAGCAAAAGAUGCUCUCUAUGCUGGAAGAAAAGUAUGAGCCAGUCAGGGCUAAGUGGACGACUGAAAGGUGUGCUGUAUGCAGAUGGGUAGAAGACUGGGAAGAAAAUAAAAUGAUCAUCUGUAACAGAUGUCAAGUGGCUGUGCACCAAGAAUGCUAUGGGGUAAGCAAAUCUCAGGACCUCACUUCCUGGGUGUGCAGAGCAUGUGAAACACCAGACAUUGAAAGAGAGUGUUGUCUUUGUCCCGUAAAAGGCGGUGCUUUAAAACCAAGCGACGUCGAGGGUUUGUGGGUUCAUGUAACAUGUGCUUGGUUCAGACCGGAAGUUGGGUUUUUGAAUCAUGAAAAUAUGGAGCCCGCUGUCGGACUUUUCAAAAUUCCAGUAAAUUCAUUUCUUAAGGUUUGCACAAUUUGUAAGCAGACACAUGGUUCCUGCGUGCAUUGCUGCAAGUGUGCCACUCACUUCCACGCAAUGUGUGCAUCACGGGCAGGUUACAACAUGGAGUUGCACUGCCUGGAGAAAAAUGGUGUGCAGAGAACCAGGAAGUCAGUUUACUGUUCAUUUCACAGGAAGCCAGAUCCAGAUAGUGUUGUAGUUGUGCACACACCCUCAGGCGUAUUUGGCUCUAGAAAUUUGCUUCAGAAUCAAUAUGGGCGCACCAAAGGUUCAAGACUCGUUUUGACCAAGAAGAUGAAGCUUCCAGGUUUUGAAACCCAAACCCAAGCCGAACAGAGUCGUGUAUUUGAUUCUCUUUCUGCAGCAAGAUGCCGUAUCUAUAGUAGAUCAAACACAAAGAAGAUUGAUCUGGAGGCUAUAUCCCACAGGCUUAAGGGACCAAGCCAUCAUUCUUUGGGUGAAAUCGAGAAUCGAAACUCUUUUAAGGAAGCAGAUUUUACCUCAUUCAGAGAACGGCUAAAACAUUUGCAGAGGACGGAAAAUUUUCGAGUCUGCUUUGGUAAAUCUGGCAUACAUGGAUGGGGUUUGUUUGCAAGGAAUAGCAUUCAAGAAGGAGAAAUGAUCAUCGAGUAUCGUGGGGUGAAAGUUAGGAGAAGUGUUGCAGAUCUAAGAGAGGCAAACUAUCGUUCUCAAGGCAAAGAUUGUUACCUAUUCAAGAUAAGCGAAGAGAUAGUAAUUGAUGCCACAGACUCUGGAAACAUAGCACGAUUGAUCAAUCAUUCAUGUAUGCCCAAUUGCUAUGCUCGUAUAGUGAGUAUGGGUGAUGGAGAAGACAACAGAAUCGUCCUCAUUGCAAAAACCAAUGUCUCAGCUGGGGAAGAGCUUACGUAUGAUUAUCUCUUUGAGGUUGAUGAAUCUGAAGAAAUCAAAGUGCCCUGCCUUUGUAAAGCUCCAAACUGCCGCAAAUUCAUGAACUAGAGCUCUCUCAAGUCUAAACCAUUCUUGCAAACGUUCAAUCUUGCUUUGGUAAUUUGAACAGUAAUGGCGGUGGGAAGUUAACCGGUUUUUUUCCUCGGCGGCUAGUUCACGGGAAAUCCCGUGGCAUCAUGCUGACUUCUUUCCGAUUGAUUCAUUAAAAUGUACAUCCGCUGGAUACUUUUCCGGCGUAGCAAUUUUGUAAAUGUCUAGAAUUCAUCCACUCCAAGAAAAUAACUUCACAGCCAACAAACUAAUGUUCCAAAAUGUUGAAGUGUUAAUAUAGCUUUUAAUAUUUUCCAUAA